UAUAGGGUGAUGUGAUGCCAUUGGGAAAGUAAAAAAUGUGUUGUAACUGUUGGAAAAGCUCCACCUUGUUACUAUGUGACUGCUAAGUGGCUGGAGCUUAGCUGCAUUUCUGUCAUCAUCUGUGCGAGUCAACAAGGAACACAUCAGAUAAGCGCAGGCGGCAGAAAAACACCCUGUGAUUUCAGCCCGAAUGGACAGGCCACGCACACGGUCUUCCCCGUCAUGGGUGUGAGAAAGCUGCUGGAGGAAAAACGUAAAAACCAAAAGAAAAAGGGGUCGACAUGCCCCACCUGAUUACCAACCUGACACAGGAGUGGGUGGCGAGCCUCCAGAAAUGGCACCUGGAGCUCUUCUUCAUCCCCACCACCGUUGUCACCCUGGCCACCAUGCUGGUGAACCCCGUCCUCUUAGCGUGCAUCUUCGCGUCGCGCGCCUUACGCCGCGAGACACGCUACCUCCUGGUAGCCAACACGCUGGCGGCGGACAUGCUGUUCCUCACCCUCAACCUGGCCACCGCCAUUCUCAACGCCACCCGGGCCGGGGUCCCGUGGUUGCUGUGCGAGCUGGUGACGGCCGUCACCGUCACGGCCUACUGCUGCGCCAUCCUCACCGUCACUCUCAUGGUAGUGGACACUUACGCCGCCGUGCGCUGGCCGCUGCACUACCGUGACCUCCUCCCGCCUGCUCGCACCCACAGAAUCCUGCUGGGGGCGUGGGUACUGGCGGCGACCUACCCAUUCACGCUGGUCAUUCUGAUGGAGGUGGAGACUGGGAACCCGCACGACAAGGCGGCAGUGUGCCUCGUCCUGAUCUCCCUGGGUUUCAUUCAGGCCCAAAACACGGCGGGGGUUAACAUCUACUUCUUUGUGGCCGCGCUCAUCUGCGCCGUGCUCAUCUUCUACUGCUACAUUCGCCUCUACAUGGAAACCAGAACCCAAGGCAUCUGGCAGAACCGCUUCUCCAGAGCCCGGGUUACCGUCUUGUACCACGGGGUUCUGCUCCUGCUCUACUUUUCCCCCGGCUUUGUCUUCACCGCGGAACUGCUCCUGUUUCAGAGCGAAGACGUGAGUCAGGAUGUCCGAGUGUGGGUUAGCACGGUCAACAUGUGCGUCUUCAUGCUGCUUCCCAGGGCCUUCGCUCCUUAUCUGUAUGGGCUCCGCUAUCGCGAGAUCGCCGACACGCUGCUGCAGCUGCUGCAUCGGCACCGAAGACUCAGCCAGACCACUGUCGCAUAAUCACAACGUAAAUGGACGGAUUGAAUUUGUUCAGUGAUGUUGUCGUGAAUUCCCAUUUCUCUAAAUCAGAAGGGCCGACACGCAUCUAAUAAUGACUCCGACGCCUGCUCAGAUUUCGGAUUAACCGUCCUCGAGUUAUUACCUAACAUAACAAUUACACAAAAUAUAACGAAGGGAUGGAAAAUGUUUAAACAUUUCGGACUCCAGAACGGAGUCUGCAGCAGAUUUGGUGCUUGGAGAAGACUGAAGGUCGUCGUCUUGUGUUCCUCUUUUAUCCUGUCUCCUUUUCUUAUCUGCCGGUGAUGUCAUCACAUCCUGUAAACGGGGCACAGAUGACUUGCCUUCCUGAAUCUCUACUCUUGCAGAAACACAUCCUUACCAGAAACAGUUGCUCCAACCCCACAAUGAAAUUUUCAGUCAUCAAUAAAACCUGUGACUGUCCCUGGCUUGUCUACUGAAUUCAAUCAGUCAACCGAGCGUAUUCCUCAUGCAUUUGUAACUAAAUACAGUACAUGGAUUUCAUUUAACAUUAGAGGAGAACAGAACCCAAGGCAUCUGGCAAAACUGCUUCUUCAGAGCCCGGGUGACCGUGUUAGCCCACGGGGUUCUGCUGUUUCAACACUGUGCCCCUGGUUUUGUUUUCAACCUGUUGCUCCUCCUGUUUCAGACAGUGAUGAUAUCAGUCAGGAUGCUCGAGUCGUGGUCAGCACGGCCAACAUUUGCAUGGUCAUGCUGCUUCCCUGCGCCAUUGCUCCUUCUGAGAUGGUGAUCCUGCUGGGCCCUAGGCCUGUCGCGCCUCCUCCGGUGCCCAUGGAGGGCUAUGCAUUGCAGGGGCGUUCACCUCUCUUAGCCAAGCCAAGACCUGACCCCUGACCAAGGGGGUGAGCUACAGAGUCAUCAGCCGAGGACUAGCAUUCGCCCCUUAUUCCGGAACAUCCUCCCGGUGGUAGGGCAGUGAGCAGGGCUGUCCCCCUACCACCCGCUUUUGCUAACCUUCAGAUUGUAUUUGCUCCCCAAACAUGUCGAGCCUCUUCAUCCAGAGCCAGAAGCUUGGCUUCUCUGCCUCCUCUGGUUGACCUCUGGAUUCUGGCUCUCUGCAGUCUGAGAUCUUUGAGGAGACAUGAUCGUGACACUCCCACAAAGCUUCUUGCUCCCACUUCGACAUGGUGGAGCUUCUCUCUCUGCCAUCAGGUCCAUGUACUUCACUUGCUUGCGCUCAUGAGCAGCCUCCAACCCCGCUUCCCAGAGCGCCGUCAGCUUGAGGUUUUUUGUUGUUGUUGUUUUUUUGUUUUUUUCAUCUGGAGACUACAACACAAUGUCUGGUCACAACAUGGUGUUUCCCUCUGUAGGACUUUGAUACCGCAAGAUCUCUGACACACUGCUUCAGCUGCUCCAUCGAAGACUCAGCCAGAUCGCUGUACCGUAAUCGCAACACACCGGAACGUCUCAUUUCCAGCAAGAUCUAUUCAAGGACGCUAUAUAGUCAGCCUCCAAUUUGUUAAAAAAUUCCCAUAGAAAAUAAUGGAAAUAGAAGUCAUCAAUUGCAGCGUUAAACAGAAAUCAUUUAUUAACAUUUAUUAACUCUACAGUGUUUUCCCCAGUAAUUUUAACAUUAUUAACUCUCAUCCAAGUGUAAUUUAUUAUUGUCCACUUUUAUGGUUAUGUAUUUGUGCUGACAGACUUUU
Messenger RNA from Phyllopteryx taeniolatus (common seadragon), 2920 nucleotides. RefSeq names its product probable G-protein coupled receptor 148. Gene Ontology annotation, cellular component: membrane. Gene Ontology annotation, molecular function: G protein-coupled receptor activity. Gene Ontology annotation, biological process: G protein-coupled receptor signaling pathway. NCBI's taxonomy places the organism in Eukaryota, Metazoa, Chordata, Actinopteri, Syngnathiformes, Syngnathidae. The record is from RefSeq and is a predicted model, not a curated record. Bases 282 to 1235 code for a protein of 317 amino acids. The transcript is spliced from 2 exons.